ACCUGUUUAAAAAAAAAAAUUCUUUGCCUUCCUCUCUCUCUCCCCGGCGUACAUUCAAACCCUAAUCCCUGCAAAUUCCUCUUCCGGUCGCCGGUCGUAAUUUAUCUUGAACGGCGUCGGAUAACCGACCUCCAUCAAUACGACGUCGGAGAAUCGACCUCCACACCGGAGAGAGCUCUCUAUCUCUGUACGAUUGCAGACAGUACUCUUGGAUAUUAUCUUGGCCAUGUUAUUGAUUGACAAUCCAACUGGUAGAACCUACUAUGAAAUUCUAGGAGCUAAGGAAGAUGCAAGCUAUGAAGAACUUAAAACUAGCUACCGCUCAUCCAUCCUCAAUUCUCAUCCAGAUAAACUGCAAAAUACAUCUCUAGAAAACGUUGAUGAUGAGUCCCAAGAGAAAUUUCUGGAGGUGCAGAAGGCUUGGGAAAUCCUGGGAAACUCAAGGUCACGUGUAGCCUACGAUAAUAAACUUGAAGAAUUGAGACAUGAUUCGUUUGCUGCAGAAGAGAUUAGCUUAAAGGAUUUGACGGUUGAAAUUGUUGGUGAAGUUGUGGAGAUGUUUUAUCAGUGUAGAUGUGGUGACUAUUACUCUAUUGAUUCUUCAGAGUUGGAGGGAAUGGGUUAUAAGUUGUUUAGAAGGGAUGAAAGUAAGAUUUCCUUGCAAAUGUCGGAUGCGUUGCCAUCUUAUGUGCUUCUUUCUUGUGGAUCUUGCUCCCUUAGAAUCCAUCUUACAUUGAACUCGGAUAUGGAGAUUCAAACUGAUGAUGAUUUGUCCAAGUUUAGAUAGAAAUGUCAUUAGUAGUUUUGAAGAUUUUGUUGCUAACUUAUUCAUACCCCUUAUUGUUUAUAUUCUUAUUGUUCUGGAAUUGGUCUUUAUAUUUUAAUAUCACAAAUUUUGUGAUUCCAAUUCAUACAAUUUCUUCUGUUUUUGG
Molecule: messenger RNA, 932 nt
Organism: Impatiens glandulifera
Lineage: Eukaryota; Viridiplantae; Streptophyta; Magnoliopsida; Ericales; Balsaminaceae
Product: dnaJ homolog subfamily C member 24
Exons: 2
Coding region: 227-787 (186 amino acids)
Biological process (GO): positive regulation of ATP-dependent activity
Molecular function (GO): ATPase activator activity; ferrous iron binding
Source: RefSeq, a predicted model, not a curated record